Schistosoma spindalis is the source of this 890-nucleotide messenger RNA. The record is from the annotation of a GenBank genome assembly. Lineage: Eukaryota; Metazoa; Platyhelminthes; Trematoda; Strigeidida; Schistosomatidae.
AUGGCGGAAAUACCACGUGAGGUGCUACGUUGGCUUCUAACACUUGAUAUUAAUCUGGAACAUAGAAACCUAAAAUGGUGUGUUUCCAACGGUAUUCUAGUGGCUGAAAUUUUGCACAAUUAUCAACCAAAAACAGUGAAUCUUGGAAAAUUUAUUGAUGGACAGAGUAUAAAAGUCAAGCUACAUAACUGGAACAUGAUUCAAGAGGUACUACAACGUUCGUGCAUCUAUUUGCCACCAGAUAUCAUUGAAUCUGCCGCCCAUAACAAAAGAAAUGCAGGAAUUAUUCUUUUGACCACUCUUCAUGAAAUAUUUUCAAAAAAGAAAGUGAGAGAAGGCUUAGCAAACUUCGACCCCACAGAUCUGGAAUACCAAUUUUCCUUACCAUUCUAUGCUAGAUCAUGUCUAGCAAAGUUCAUUAAAGAUAACCUAACCACUUCAGAAAUGGAGACUACACCAGAUUUAUUUACUAAUCAAAAAAAGGUUCAGCUGUUAGCUCUGGCUUACAAGAAUAUGAAAAUUACUGAGAGAAUUGAAGAACCAUGGAGAUUUAGAGUAUCACGAUCAUUAGCGUCACAAUGUCGACGUUCCGAACCGUCAAAAUCAAGCAAAGAGCCACGUCUUGAAGGAACAGGCACUAUGAUAUGCAGUGAAACAAUUGAUGACACUGAUCUUUUUUGACGUUUACUUCUUGAAAGACCUUGAUGGUGAUGAAGUGCUUACUGAGGGGUCGAAUUAAUCCCACAUUGAAACAUAAAAUAAAAACCCAAAUCGAUGUUUCGCUAAAUGAAUAACGGGUAACAGAACAAACACGAUCCACUUUGUUACCAACUAGUGCUCUUGAUUCUAUUAUUUCUACACACAGCAGCACCAACGACUUUGUAUGGUUG